CCUCAAAUUGCCUAUCCUCUUUGUGGCGGCCAUAUUUACAGAAACAUAAUUAAACUUCAUGUUUAGGCUGAUGGCUUUGCCAAAGCCUUAAUAAAUUUAAAAAAAAAAUCCAAAGCCAUAACGCCAUAACCUAAAUUUUAUGUAGGUUGAGCUCGAGAAAAUAAAAUUAAACAUAAGAUAUAUUGUAGUGUUCCAUUAACAUGAAUCAAGCAGAAGUUACGAAAUUAGUAUCUAAGCUCCGUAUAAAAGUAAACCCGGAACCUCGAAGACUCCGAAAUGCCCAGGGCCCAGAAGGAAGAUUAAACAAAUUGCGUAAAACUGUAACAGGAUUAUUUAAAUACGAAAGGAUUGAGUUGACUCACAAUAGAGCCGACGAGGCUCGUCAGUACGCAGAAAGGGUAAGAUUGAUAUCAGAGGCCAUUCGGCAUGGAGAUUGCCACAAACCAACUAUGGAAAUAGCAGAUUUUUGGUUACUUGAAAAGGAAUUGGUACACAAACUUUUUAAAGUCCUAGUUCCUAGAUAUGAAAACUCCAACACAGCAUUCACACGUAUGUAUAAGGCUCCAAGACCAGAAUACAGCAGAAAUUAUGAGAUGGCCAUUCUAGAGCUCAAAGGAAAUCCUUAUCCCGCAUUAGUUAACAAACAGACACACAAUCGAUUAUUGAUACAAAAUGUUCUACUUGACGCUGCUAAAUAUGACUACAGACAAGCAAAAUAUGCUGAAAUGGCAAACAAAAUUGGAAAGGCCGAGGAGUCACAUAAGCAAUCAGAAAAAAACAGCUCUAUAAAAGCUAAUGUACUUGAGGAAAAAAGCACAGAAAGCUAGACUUAACCAAUAUAAUUAUAUUUUGUAGUUUCUUAGUUGUUACUGUUAUAUUAUGUACCUAAAUGAAGUGCGUAACAUGAAUUAAAUUGGUUUUAUGUCGUCAUUACACCACAUAACUUUUAUAAAAAAAAAAUGUUUGAGGAGAGGGAAUACAUCCAUUUGCCAAGUUUUUUUAAAUCGGUUGCCAAA
Molecule: messenger RNA, 1016 nt
Organism: Hyposmocoma kahamanoa
Lineage: Eukaryota; Metazoa; Arthropoda; Insecta; Lepidoptera; Cosmopterigidae
Gene: mRpL17
Product: 39S ribosomal protein L17, mitochondrial
Exons: 2
Coding region: 201-827 (208 amino acids)
Biological process (GO): translation
Cellular component (GO): mitochondrial large ribosomal subunit; ribosome
Molecular function (GO): structural constituent of ribosome
Source: RefSeq, a predicted model, not a curated record